Columba livia (rock pigeon) is the source of this 1642-nucleotide messenger RNA. It is a transcript of the gene NMS, whose product is annotated as neuromedin S. The transcript is spliced from 7 exons. Lineage: Eukaryota; Metazoa; Chordata; Aves; Columbiformes; Columbidae. The record is from RefSeq and is a predicted model, not a curated record. The coding region runs from base 145 to 723 and encodes 192 amino acids.
GCUUUGAUGAAGGUUCUCAAAGGUCGGAGAGGACGAGGUGCCCAAAGCCCUCAGACACAUGGUGUGAACUGUGGGGUUGUCGUAUGCAGGUACAGGAGUUGGUCACGAUGAUCCUUGUGGGUCCCUUCCAACUCAGGACAUUCUAUGCAGGACCCCGGGAGCCUCCCGCGGGCUCUCCCGCCAGCCGGGCGUUCUCGGUCACGCCGGGCUGGGCCAGGGGGGGCGGCGGGGGGCGCCGUACCCGGCAGCGGGAGCGGCAGCGGGGCCGCCCCGGCGCCCAUUGGCUCGGCAGCGGCCCGGGCUCGGCGCGGCUCCAUAAAGGCGGCUCCGGUCCGCCCGCCCGUCCGUCUGUCCGCUCGCUGCCGCCCCGCCAUGCCCCCGCCCGCCCUGCCCUGGCUGCUCGCCGCAUGCUGCCUCUGCGCCCUCCCGCGGGGCUCAGGGUUCCCUCAGCCUUACUCGCGCUCCAGGGACGGCGUGGACCUGCCCAAAAGCCAGCAACUGGCGCUGUGUUUCAGUCAGUGGAUGGAACUAUCUAAUCAACCCCAGAUCUCCAGCACUGUUUUGGAUCUUUGUUAUUCCAUAUUCAACAGCAUGCGUACAAAUGAGGGAUCACAGAUUGCUACUGCAAAGUUUACAAAGAAGGAUAGAAAAGGGACUCUGGGACGGCCUUUCUUCCUUUUCAGGCCUCGAAAUGGAAGAACUAUUGAAAAUGGUGGUAAGUAGGCAUCCAAAAGCGGCAAGAAUUUGUUUUAUUUUUUUCAAUAAUGAUGAUCCUCAUAACAGAAGGAGUUACUGAGAAGUAUUGCAAACAUAACACAAACCUAAAUACCUACUUGGAUGUUUCAUAUGGUCAUUGGGAGGUGUCUGGGCAGAAAUGCUUUUCUUCAGUCUGAGAGACCUGCUUCGUACUUUUUUGAUGAAACGAUUGUUUUCUUCCCUCUUUAAGGUUCAGUAAGGAGGAGCUUUCAUCCUCUGCAAAAUGAUAGAAAUGGUACAGAAAUGACAAAGUUUAAAAACAGAGGGUGUAAGUUGCACUUGGAACACAAAAGCUAGCCUGCUUCUUCACAUGAACUCCUCUCUCCUCUGAGAGACCUUCAGUCACCUAAUGUCACGUAAAAGCCCACUAAAACAGAUCUCUGCAUGCAGGUGGGAGUCACUCUUACAUUAGAACUAGGGACCUCACUUGAGGUAAGCAUUAAGCAGGAAGAGCAGGGGUGGAGAUGUAAGGAUGCAAGACAGUGAAAUCUAAUAACAUCACCUAGCACUUAUCCAUCUUUGAAAGUGUCUAUUAAAGAUCUUAGUGAGCUUCAGUGGGAAAUGGACAAGACAGUAAAUGUACGUGUGCCCUCCUUUUUCCAAUCUUCUACCUCAAAAUAAAAGGUCACCAUUUUGUGUUUGCGAUAUAAGAAUUAUUCCCACCUGUUCUCUGGAAGGGUUGUGUUUUAUUUGACUUAUUUUGUUUUGUUCUGGAACAGGCCAGGAAGAUAGGAAAGGAAAACUGCAAAGAAAACACACACAAAGAAUACCUUUGUUGUACUUUGUAUAUUCAGGAUCAAACAAUUUUGGGAAGAAAGGAACCAAAGACUUGGAAGAGUGUUGCAGGGCAGCAUCACUGCUCUGGGAAUACAUUGUUUGUCAUGGA